AUGAGUCCCCGUGGGGGCGUGGCCGUCACUCACCCGCGGGCCCCGCCCUGCUCACUCGCGCCCGCGCUCCCUGCGAGGAGGGCGAUGGCGACCCCGCGCGUCCCCGCCCCGGACCCCGCGCUGCUGCUGCUGCUCUGCGUCCUCGCCGCCUGCCACGCCCGGCCCGAGCCGGUUCCCGGUGACGUCACGUGGGGAUGCGGGGCGGGGGAGGAAUCGCGGGGGGCGUGGCCCAGCGUCGGGGGUAUCAGUGCGCAUAGCCACGCCCCCGUCCAUGGGGGGGAACCCCGGUCCGCUCACACGCAAACAGCGCCGCGGAACAAACAAGUUUAUUUCGGUUUGAAGUUUAAAACUUUUGGGAGCAGCGAGCCCAGGCUGCGCCGGCUCAGGCAGGCGACGGCGGCGACUUCGACCUCGCGGACGCGCUGGACGAGCCGGAUCCCACGCCGAAGCCGGGUGGCGGCCUCUACCCCGCGCUCCCGCAGGACCCGCCCUCCGCCGGGGACGCUCACGGAGGCGGAAGCGUGUAUCCGCCGCCGAGGCCGCGCCCGCAGCCACGCCCACAGCCCCGACCGGAGCCACGCCCUCAUCCCAGUGAUCUGGACGGAUUCGGAGGAAGCGCAGGCAUCGGCGGACACGGGGAUCCCCACGGCGGAAGUCGCCCCGAGGAGCACGGAGGCGGGCAGGGCGGCGCCGUGGCCUCCAUUGUGUCCCCCGUGGUUUCCGCCGUUGUUCUCGCCAUCGUGGGCGCGGCCGUCGGCUACUUCCGGUCCCGCCGCGGGGGCGGGGCCUGCAUGCGGGGCCGCGAGUCGUCAGCCCCGGUUUGAUGCGGAUGAUGACGUUAUGAUGACCUCAGGAAGUCACGCCCCCGUCGCGGGACGUCAACAAUGUCAUCAGGACGGGGCGGGGCUGAGCUCGGUCCGGGGUAUGGAACUGCCUUGUGUGCGGGACUUCCGGGAGGACGUGGCCCCGGAAUAAAGCGACAACCGGAAGUUCUCUCCCAUGA
This is a messenger RNA of Apodemus sylvaticus (European woodmouse), 1003 nucleotides long. RefSeq lists its product as uncharacterized. The transcript is spliced from 10 exons. The record is from RefSeq and is a predicted model, not a curated record. Lineage: Eukaryota; Metazoa; Chordata; Mammalia; Rodentia; Muridae. Bases 1 to 975 code for a protein of 324 amino acids.